Molecule: messenger RNA, 2676 nt
Organism: Phytophthora infestans T30-4
Lineage: Eukaryota; Oomycota; Peronosporomycetes; Peronosporales; Peronosporaceae
Exons: 3
Coding region: 1-2676 (891 amino acids)
Molecular function (GO): protein binding
Source: RefSeq, a predicted model, not a curated record
AUGUACCGGAUCGAGUGGGAUUCCUCUCCGAAUUUUAACAGCUCUAGUAUCGACUAUGGGGUGGCCAGUAUCCAAGAGAAAAUCGAGGUGCAACAAGUGAGCACGAGCUAUCGCAGCGCUAUCGGUGCAGGAGGGACCUUCACUUUAUCUUGGGGAGGGCACACGACUUCUGCGUUGCCGUUUGACUGCAGUGUUGCAGACAUGACAGACGCUCUGGCUGGUGUCACAGAUACGAUGAACGUUGCUGUCGACCCGGUUAAAGUCACGCGAGCUCGAGUAUCGUGGGGGUACGCCUGGAAGAUAACCUUCCUACAUAACCCUGGUGACUUAGCGCUUCUCGUCGCGGAUGGAACUCAAUUAACGGGUGAUUUCCCUCAAAUACGGGUUGUUGAGGUGGUCCAAGGGUCCCGAGACCUCGCUAUUGGUGACUUUACGCACGAAAUCCAGGAGGUUUACACCGACGGCGUAUCGCCUGUGUCUGGCUCGUUUACACUAACAUUUAAUGGUAAAACCACGACGUCAAUCGACGUUGCAGCAUCGGCGCUAGAGGUGCAAGCUGCGUUACAAGCGACAACCUUAACAUACUCGAUUAAAACGUCAAAAGCGGUACGGAAUGCUGCUGUAAACACUGCGGUGUGGACUGUUACGUUCGCGUAUCUUCGAGGCGAGGAGAUGGUUGGAGCUGGCAAUAUAUUCACGAUGACAGUGGCAGAUUCCCAGCUGUCUGGCACUAGUGCUGUGGUCCAAGUUGCCAAUAAAGUGAUAGGGUCCGAUCCGUUCCGGUUCUCUCUAACUGGUCUUCGUCCAGGCGUACGGUACUACGCCCACUUGAUGGCGUACAAUGCCGAUGGCUUCGGGUCUGCCACGUCGCCACUCGCUAGCGCUGUAACCUGCUGGCAACCGCAGCCUCCACAGUCUGUAGUAGCCAGUGUUGUUGAUGGCACAACUCUAGCAGUGAGCUGGAGUGCAGUGGAAGGAUCGUGCAGUGUGGACAAGUACAAAGUCGAGUGGUAUCGAGACGAAGGAACACUGGAGCAGCAGACUAUCACGACGUCGGCGGGCAAAGGUCUACCGGAGAUUCAAAAUUUAGUGAAUUUUGCGGAUUCCCGAACUCUCACUGGAUUUUUCAAGUUAUCUUUCGGUGGAGAGACGACGGAGAACCUCCGAUGGGAUGCAGAAGCCACUGGUUUGAACUCGGUUAAGGAACGAUUAGAGCGUCUGUCGAGCAUAGGGACAGUUGAUGUCUCAAGAGAGGAGUCGACGCGGGUUACGGGGCUGUUUGUGACUGUAACGGGGAAGACAGUCAUGCGUCAUACUACAUUGUCGACUUCUGCGAUAGCUGAUACCAGGCUGGCAAAGGACGACGUUAUCUGGAUUGCAGGCAACAAGCGUACAAUUACUGCUGCACCCACAACGACGACCCUAACAAUUGAUACAGAUCUCGAAGUUACAGUCCCCGUUCCCGUAUUUAAGAGUGCGUAUGGCUACGCGUGGAAGAUCACCUUCUUAGCCGGUCAUGUGGGUCCACAAGAACUCGUUCAGGUGUUCCCGAGUGACAGUUGGACGGGUAACAAUCCUGGUAUCGUUGCUAACUCGGUUCAGAAAGGUCGUCAGCCGAUUAGUGGGACGUUUAGAGUCGCAUUUGUGAGUGGAGGACUGUCGGAUUCUACUCCUCCUUUGCCUCACAACAUUUCAUCAGUGAAUAUGCAGACUGCACUAGAAAGUUUGGUUACGAUUGGAGCUGUAAACAUAACCAGAUCUGCGAACGGGUACGGGUACAACUGGGUAAUUACGUUUUUGUCGGAGUUAAAAAACGAUAUUUCGCUGUUAAGUGUCGAUGGAACGGAACUCCAAGGCCCCGGUGCACGCGUCCUAUCUGCACGGACAUUUGCUGGCAUCCAGCCGACGUUUUACUGUACGAAAUACGCCAUCCGUGUGCGUGCACAUAACAGCGAAGGGUACGGAUACGCAGCGAGUAUUGUCUCUGGGUUUCAGAUUCCGAGAACAACACCGUCUGCACCUCAAAAUGUGGAAUUGUUGAUACUAUCCAGUAAAUAUCUUAAGCUUAGGUGGAGUGCUCCGAAAAGCGAUGGAGGUACUGCCGUUCUGGGUUACCGACUUCAAUGGGAUACGGCGAGUACCUUUCCGAAUGUAAAUAGUCCCAAUUAUGACUUCCAAGCAGUGCUGGAAGUGGACUCUAAGGACACGGGGCCAUUCUUCUACAACAUCUUUGCGCCAGUAGUUACGACUUAUUACGUUCGUGUCCUCGCCUUGAAUGACCAAGGUGAUGGUCCAUACGCAGUCCCGGUUCCAAAAUAUGCACGACCCACUGAUCGUACACCUGGACGACCAGAAGAUGCGACGGCGACAGUUCUGUCCAGCUACGCGAUCCUGGUGGAAUGGAACGCUUCUUCCAUUGACAAGUUCUAUUACGGAGGUGACGGCGGGCUGUCAAUCACGCAGUAUAUGAUCGAGUGGGAUCUCUCUCCAGCAUUUGACUCCCCCGCUGCGUUUGGACUGGUAGAUGGCACUAAACGGUCCUUUAUCAUCGGCGGAGACGACGCUAUCACCGGCGUUCGGUCCGAUAUUUUGAUCGCCGGUUCGUCUUACAGCAUUCGAGUUACGGCGUUCAACGCCAAAGGCUCAGGAGCUCCUCGACCCACAGUUCCAAUCUAA